AUGACCGAGGAUCAUCGAGGCAAGGUGCCAAGCUGGGAUGGGGAUCCCAAGACUUGGCGGACGUACAAGCGGAAGGCCCUCCAGUACCAGGAGGGCACCAAGAAGGAGGACAGGUACUUGUGCGGCCCGCGGCUGGAGGCGAAGCUCACGAGCCGGGCCGAGAUCGCGGUCGAGCGCUGCAAGGCUGGCUGGCUCUCCAGGCCCGACGGCGUGGAGCGGCUCCUAGCGUGGCUGGAGCGCAGGUGCUCUAGACAGGCUGUGCCCGACGUCGGCCAGGAGCUAGAGACAUUCUUGAUCAAGACGAAACGCCGCAAGCUAGAGCCGAUGCAGCUGUGGACGGACCGCUUCGAGACCGGGCACCAGUACCUCAGGCGCGCGUUGGCACGCGCGCUCGGACACACAGUUCCAGUUCAGGUCGCGCCACCGUGGAAGAGGUCCGGGCGACCUUACCGUUGGAUCGAGGUCGAACGUGACUGGCCAUUCGAGGGUAGCGAAUGGACGUGGGAGUACACGGACGGCCUGCCAGACGACGAGAAAGAGGAGUCGCACCACUGGAGCGCUGCUGACCAAGACGCGGACGCCGAGGAGGAGCUCGGGGAAAUGUCGGAGGUGUUCCCUAGCCUGGUCUUGGGCUGGCUGAUGCUCGCGCGGUCGGGGCUCGACUCGCGCGAGAGGGCUGCCAUCGUGACGGCGACGGGCGGCUCGCUGGAAGUCAACAUCAUCCGGGAGAAGCUGAUCUCGAGCUGGGAGGACGACGACCUGGCGGAGCGCGACGGGCACUCGAGGUUCCCGAAGGCGUACACAGCCCAGCUGGGAGAAGAUGAUCGUACGUGGCUUGGCGGAGAGGAUGGACCAGACGCGAGCAGCUUCGCAGCCGACGUGGAGAACUACGAGUGGCAGGAGGAAGACCCAGGCCAGGAGGAGGCGAACGAUGACGAGAUCGAGACGUACUUGGCAGCUCAGCAGGAGGAGGCGGAGGCGCUUGCGGCGAUUCACACCGCCCAGCGCACCCUCCGCCAGGCUCGGGAGGCCCAGGCCGACAGCCGGCUGAGCAGGGGCUUUUACCGGGGAGGAGCUGCUGGCACGCCAGAGGCAAGCGCGAAGGUAGCUGAGUGCAGAAGGGAGCUGAAGUUCAACCUCGCGGCCUCGCUGGUCGCCGAGCAGGAGCCUCAGGACGUGGAGUGCGAGGCGAUGUUCCUGGUUCAGGCCAUCCGCGAGGGCAAGGGCAUCGUCGACCUAGGGUGCGCGGACGCCAUGGGUGGUGAGCGUGCGCUGGACAUCGUGGCCCGCAAGAACAUGGAGAAGUAUGGCGACACCAGGCUGCUGGAUGUGAACCGGGACUACAGGCCAGUCUAUAGCUUCGGGAACGGCGAGAAGGAACGCGCCUACGGACAGGUGAAGUUCGGCAUCGCGGGCGCGGGCAUGGAGGGCGAUAUCGCCAUCAACGGCUUCUCGAAGAAGCUGGGAGCCGUCGUGGACUGCGAGACUGGGGUGACCGUGUUCGUGAAGCUCGCACCGGACAUCCCCGUUCAGCUGGAGGAGUCACCUGAUGGAGGACACUACUACAUGAGCCUGGUUGACGACUUGCUGGAGCAGCGCGUCAGGGACCAGAACCAGCUGCGAAACUUCAAGACCAUCUGCGAGAACAUCAGUGAGUGGGACAGCAGGCCAGUGGCCGCAGUGUGCCAGAGGCCAGACAGCAGCUCGGAUACUCGGGCUGAGCAGUUGGAGCGCUACAUGUAUCCAUCUCAAUCGGAUCACAGCGUUGUCCUCGAUGAGUCUCCAAUCGGAUCAGCAGGUGCGUGCAGAGGAUCGCAUGCUCGUGCAAUGCGGCCGCUUCAGAUGCCAACGUCUCGCAGUGCGGUGCAGGGCCUCUACAAGGCGGAGGUGCUCCAUCUACUCCAGGAGCUUGGCCUACCGUGCAGUCCGGCCUGGGGCGUGGACGAGCUGAAACAGGCCCUCAAGGGACACAUGUUUCCGAAGGACGAGACGCCGGCGCAGGUGGCCAUGAAGGGCCUCAGCUCGAUGAAGAAGUCCCAGCUGUUGGUGAAGGCCGAGGAGGUAGGCGCCCACGUGACACACGGCAUGACGAAUCCGUCACUCAAGCUCUCGAUCCGCAAGGCCAUCCUCAUGAAGCACGCACCAGAGCCGACCGACUACAUGGGCUUCGGGAAGCACGGAGCCAUGACCUACCAGCAGGUUCGGAGCCAGUACCCGUCCUACGCGUCCUGGUGCCAGAAGGAGUCGAACAAGGAGAGCAGCUGGGAGCUGGCCCGGUUUGCCUCAUGGCUCAACGAGCAGGAGAACAUCGACGAGAAGGCGGAGGUGACCAGGGAUCCGAAGGAGGUCCCGAAGGAGCCAGUCCAGGCUCGGGGGGGCGCGAGGUCAUCCCGCAGGAGGACGGUGGACGCGAUCAUGGAGGACGAGAUCGUGGAGCAGGACAGGCUCGAGGGUGCGAUCAGGGUGCAGAAGGAGGAGAAGGAGUCCAACCGCUUGGUCCAGGAGCAGGUGCUGGCGGCGCUGAACCAGCUCAACCAGAGGAUCGGCCAGCUGGAGGGCCUGAACUGCACCAAGGAGCUCGACCCCAGGAAGCAGCGCUGGCUCGCCAAGUGCAUCAAGGAGAACGGCCACUUGGAGGACUACGAGGCGCUGAUGGCUCACGGCGGCACUAAGCUGAUGGAGGUCGCACGCAGCCCAACGUCCAUCCUGAGCACGAAGAUGGCGGAGAAGUUCGGAGAGAACGCUGCAUGUCGCAUCAGUGCCUGGAAUGGUUUCAAGCUGGGGACCAAUGGCGGCAACCAAAGGGCUCGAGAGGCACGCGAUGCAGCCGUACCAGACCACCUGUGGAUCAGUACGAGGUGCGGCCCGCUAUCGAACCUUACCCUCGGCUUCAACGGUUCCAACCCCAUCUGGGCCGAGGCCACCAGGAAGCGCAGGCUGCAAGCCAUCAAGGAGUACAAGGGCGCGGUGCAGCUGGUGCACGACCAGGACUGUUCAAUGACUGUGGUGAAGGUGGCAGGCUGCCAGCUCGGUGUGAAGGACAAGAAGGGCCUGCCGCUGCUGAAGGAGUGGCUGAUCGCUACGACGUCUCCGAAGAUGGCCGCUGGGAUGUCCAUGGAGCGCUCAGGAGAUCACCGACAUGGAAAGCUUACAGAAGGCGGUCUCACAGCGGCCACCAGCUACUACCCGGGCGAGUUUGCAAGGCGAGCGGUUCGUGCGAUGAUCGAGGAGGCCGCGCCAGACUACCACGAGUUCCUGAGGUGCUUGGCAGAGCCCGAGGAGGCGAUCGACCAGGCGAUGGCAGCCAACCAGGAGGAGACGAAGAUGAACACAGCCGUGAACUCGAAGGAGUACCAGCAGAUCAUGAAGUGGCUCACCUCGAUCCACCGUGGCUCAGGUCACAGCUCGAAGGCCUCCAUGCUGAACGCGCUUCGGAGGAAGGGCGCCAGCCCACAGGUGCUACAAGUGGCCCAGGACUUCCACUGCGACGCAUGCGAGGAAGCGAACAAGUUCAAGCCUACGCAUCCGCCCGUCAGCUUAGAGGCCAUCCCGCCAAAGUGGAAGCACAUCCAGGCGGACCAGUUCGAGUGGGAGCACCCGCAGACGAAGGACCGGCACAGGAACCCAGUAUGGGCGGACCUCAAGUUGUUCUACGAGGAGCGCUGGAUGCCCUACUUCGGCAAGUCGCAGAGGGUAAAGGUAGACCCCGAGGGAUCAUGGAUGUUCAAGCAAGCGGCUGAGUACUUCGAUUCCGACUCCAUCGGGUACGAACCCAUACCUGGCCAGGCCCAUUGGCACAUCUCCCUCGCCGAGGAAGCCAUCCAGGCCACCAAGGGGACCAUGGACAAGCUGGUGGCGGAGAACCCCGGGAUGACGACGGAGGAAGCCCUGGCAAGGGCGACCGCAGCUGGACGGGCACCAGACCUGGACGGACACUUCUUUGAGAGCGACUUUGACGAGCUGCCCUACGUGGAGGCCCAGAGGGUCGACAAGGAGUUCGGGGAGAACUACACCAGGAUGUACGCGGCAGAGCAAGAGUACCUGAGGCAGGUCUACAUGCGGCGCCUCAGCAGAGCGGAGAACGCGAAGAAUCAGGCGGUGAAGUCCGCGGUGCCAGGCAUGUGGGUGCGCUACUUCAGGAAGGAGAAGGGCGAAGCCAAGGGCCGCUUCAAGGGGCUCGCGAGGGUCCUGGCCACAGAGACAGCGCGGCCGGUAGACGGCGACCUUGGCGAAGGACGUGUCCUACACCCUGGGCGUGCAGGAUCCGUGGUGUGGCUUGUAAGAGCAGGGCGUAUCAUCAAGGUGGACCUCUGCCAGAUCCGAGCGGCUUCCUCACGGGAGAUCGCAUGCGCCGAGCUGAUGGGGGGCAAGGACACGCCCUGGACGGUCCACACCUUCAUGAAUCAGGCGCUGAACCACGAGUACCUGGACUUCACUGGCCACGACCCCACCGAGAAUGACGCGAGGGAGCAGAUGAAGGAGAGCAUGGCCCUCACGGCGAAGUCCACUCCAGAUGCCCGGGCAUUUUGGGCUCGUCAAGGUACGUCGCUGGAGGUACCCGUUGAGGUUCCAUUGGAGGGCAAGCCGCCCAAGCAGGCCACGAGGCACACGAGCACCUACAUGGCGAGCCAGCUGCGGAAAGGCAAGCGCGAGAUUUCGGAGAGGACGUUGACCCCAGACGAGAUGGCGAAGUUCAGCCAAGCGAAGGCCACGGAGGUGAACAACUACAUUGUGUCUUCGGUGCUGGAGACACCCCCACCUGGAGUGACCCCGCCUCCUGAGGACAUCACGCGCAUGAGGUGGAUUCUCGAGUGGAAAAUGGACGAGAACACGGGCGCGAAGAAGCCGAAGGCGAGGAUCGUUGUUCUGGGUUACAUGGACCCCGAGUACGAGCACCGUCCGACUACCGCUCCAACCACGACGAGAACUUCAAGGCACCUGGUGCUGCAGGCGAUGGCGCGGCUGGGCUUCAAGGGCUACAAGGCGGACGUGACGGCGGCUUUCACGCAGGACCGAGAAAUUCAGCAUGACCUAUUCGUGAUGCCCGUGAAGGAGUUAGCGGCGGCCCUGGGGAUGCCCGAGGGCGUUGCCAUGCGGCUCAGGAAGGCGGUCUACGGGCUCGUGGAGGCGGCGAUCGAGUGGUUCAUGACCGUGAGCGAGGCGCUGGAGGAGUUCGGUUGGGCCCAGAUGAAGAUGGACCCCUGCGUGCGGGUGCUCUACGGUGACGCGCGCGGCAAGGAUAACAGCUUCACCAAGGAGGCGCUGAAGGAUUUCACGAACCCAAGAGUGCUGGAGGACCUGAUCGCGGCGAAGGGAGACCUGGACAUCAUGGCCAUUGCGGGCUCGCACGUGGACGACUUCCUGCUCGGUGGCAACGACGCGGACCCCAGGUGGAUCACCGCCCGGGAGCAGAUCGAGAAGCGCUUCAAGUGGAAGGCCUGGGAGUCGGAAGAGUUCAUGCAGACGGGGGUGAGGAUCAAGCAGCAGCCCGACAGGAGCUUCCGCAUGGAUCAGAGCGAGCACGUGAAAACUAUCGAGAAGGCGUACCUCACCCCAGAGCGCAAGAAGGCCAAGGACAUGCCGACCACUGACAAGGAGAAGGGCCAGCUGAGGGCUAUCUUGGGAGCCAUCGGGUGGAGGUCCGAGCAGUCAGGCCCCAUGCACUCGGCCGACACCAGCCUAUUGCUCAGUACGAUACCCUCUUCCACUGUGCAGACCAUCAACGAGACCAACCGAAUAGUUGAUCGUGUUCGUGAAUGUGCUGACCUACCCGUGGUGAUCCACAGAUACUCUCAGUCACAGGUGUUGGUGCCAGUGGAGUGGUCUGACUCUUCCGAGGCCAACCGACCCGAUGGGAAGUCCACGAAGGGCCUGGUGGCAGGGCUGGCACCUCUGAAGAUCCUCAAGGGUGACGAGGCGGACGUGAGCCUCAUAUCCUGGAAAUCAGGCAAGAUCGAUCGUGGUUGCCGCAGUUCCGUGGCAUGUGAGACACGCUCAGCUGUGGACGCGGAGGACGAGCUGUUCGGUAUCAAGUUGCAGUGGCUGGAGAUCCUGGGCAACAACAUCGACUGGAGGAGUCCCGAGGGAGUUCUACGCAGACUGCCAGGAGCGGUGGUUGUGGACUCGAAAGGGCUGUACGACAAGCUGCAGACGACGGUCUACACCUUCCGGGGCAAGGAGAAACGGACUGACGUGGAGGCGAUGACGCUGAAGGAAGGGACACAGGCGGCGAACAACUGGAUGCUCUGGGUACAUGGAGAUGCUCAGCUCGCCAACUCGCUGACGUAA
Prorocentrum cordatum is the source of this 6288-nucleotide messenger RNA. Lineage: Eukaryota; Dinophyceae; Prorocentrales; Prorocentraceae. The record is from the annotation of a GenBank genome assembly.